AUGAUACAGGGUGGGUGUGUGAUUGGUGUGGGUAUGGGGAUGGGACGCUCAACCACCCCAAACAUACCCCUCGUUAUUCCACCGCCGUUGAUAGGUAGAUCUGGUAGUUUAAGCGAGAGUUCCUAUGCUGGCAGUGGACGACGGUGGGCUCUCGACAAUGUAUGUCUGGGAGAUGAUGACACCGUACAUGAAGCUCAGGCAUAUCAGCAGAAAUUGAUGCAAUUUUUAAUGGGUUUAAAUGAAACUUACAGUGCAAUUCGUGGACAAAUUCUUCUGAUGAAUCCUUUCCCUUCAAUCCGUCAAGCCUAUUAUUUGGUUUCUCAGGAAGAGAAAAAAAGACUCCUUAGUGCCACACAAACGGCAACCGACAUUGGUAGGAGCGCUGCUAUGGCGGUGCGUCACAACAAUGGUGGAAAAAUGCAAUUUUCGACAGGAGCAGAUUGCCCAGGAGUUCAUUCAUCUCAGGUAUCGGAGGUGCCACACAACAAUGAAGGGAAACCUGCAUUUCAUUAUCAGAAGCCCAACUCAAGCAACUUUUAUGACUUCUUAACAAUCACGAUGAGGUUUCUAGUUAAAGUAAAUGCAGUCACCAAGCCAGGAUCUGGAUACGAGGAGGACGAUUGGUUUGGGUAA
This is a messenger RNA of Fraxinus pennsylvanica, 633 nucleotides long. NCBI's taxonomy places the organism in Eukaryota, Viridiplantae, Streptophyta, Magnoliopsida, Lamiales, Oleaceae. The record is from the annotation of a GenBank genome assembly.